AUGCAGCUACAUGCUCUACAUACAAGAGAAAAGAGGAAGGUGUCUUUGGUGGCUUCAAGCUGCAAGCCUUUUACAUCACAUCUACAGGAAAAGGUCAAACUAAACCACUAUGUAAACUGGAUAUCAUUACCAAAGAAAGGAGAAGAUGUCGAGGUGAAUACUCUCUGUAGUGUCGCCGGCUGGGGAAGACUGUGGACUGAUGGCCCAUUGAGCAGUCGUCUAAUGGAGGCAAACGUGUGUUUAAUGAAUGACAAAGAAUGUUACGAGAGGUGGGGAGAUAAUUACUACACAGUCUCACAGAUGAUGUGUACAUGGUGGAUUCUGCAAUAUUCUGGGGGUCCUUUGGUUUGUGGAGACACUGCAGUUGGCGUCGUAUCAUUUCGUCACAUCGAUCUCUGCAAUUCACCUGAGUAUCCUAAUGUGUACACUAAGAUUUCAGCAUAUCUUCCAUGGAUUCACCAAAUCAUUAGAAAUCUUAAGUGA
Messenger RNA from Onychostoma macrolepis, 483 nucleotides. Its product is annotated as granzyme A-like. Lineage: Eukaryota; Metazoa; Chordata; Actinopteri; Cypriniformes; Cyprinidae. Gene Ontology annotation, biological process: proteolysis. The coding region runs from base 1 to 483 and encodes 160 amino acids. Gene Ontology annotation, molecular function: serine-type endopeptidase activity. The transcript has 3 exons. The record is from RefSeq and is a predicted model, not a curated record.